AUGUCUGAAGUCUUUCACUGUGAUGGUUUGUUGUUAUGCAUCACGAGAGACCGCACUAGGUUCGUUGUUUGGAAUCCGUAUUGCGGCCAAACCCGGUAUUUCAACCGAAAGGACGUGAUGGACAAGUAUGCUAUUGGAUACGAGAGGGACAAGUAUGCUAUUGGAUACGAGACGAGAGAAUCGAGCGGCCGCAGCUAUAAAGUUUUAAGAUUUGGUGAAUUUAAUUCGGAAUACGUUUAUUAUGAACUUGACUAUAUCAACUCAUCUGAAACGCGGAUGGUGAUUAUCCCUACGGUUAUCACUGCGGACUGGUUUAUACCUUAUCAUCAACGUGGCGUGUCUCUCAAAGGAAAUACUUAUUGGUAUUGUCAGUCAAAGUCUAAUGCAGGAGGAAGAGUAUUCUUCUUAGUCUGUUUUGAUUUUACAAGAGAGAGAUUUGGACCGCAUCUAAGUCUACCGUUUCUCUCUUAUACGGGAGAUACUCUAAGUAUAUCUAGUGUUAGAGAUGAGCAACUUGCAGUGUUAUUUCAGCAAGAGGAUACAUUACAUAUGGAGAUAUGGAUUACGACAGAGAUUGAGCCCGAAACAGUGUCGUGGAGCAAGCUGUUCUUUGCGGUGGAUGGUUUACAUAUUCCGGUUCCGGGUCGUCGCUUUGGGAGUUUCUUUGUUGACGAGGAGAAGAAAGUUGUCGUUGUUUUUGAAAAAGAGUACUGCAGAGAAAUGUGGGAGAGCAACAUAGCUGCUUAUAUCAUUGGAGAGGAUGGAAUUAUCACAAAAGUAGAUUUAGGAAAAGCUGUAAGCACAUCUUCUUAUCAUCCACAAAUGUGCUCUUGUGUUCCAAGUCUAGCGCAAAUCAAAUUAAAUGACCACAACUGUAAAGCUGAGGAACUCUCUCUCUCGUUUAACACCUUAACACGCUCUGGCUUUCUUGCCUAA
Molecule: messenger RNA, 936 nt
Organism: Camelina sativa (false flax)
Lineage: Eukaryota; Viridiplantae; Streptophyta; Magnoliopsida; Brassicales; Brassicaceae
Source: RefSeq, a predicted model, not a curated record